Molecule: messenger RNA, 633 nt
Organism: Nylanderia fulva
Lineage: Eukaryota; Metazoa; Arthropoda; Insecta; Hymenoptera; Formicidae
Gene: mago
Product: mago, exon junction complex subunit
Biological process (GO): RNA splicing
Cellular component (GO): catalytic step 2 spliceosome; exon-exon junction complex; nucleus
Source: RefSeq, a predicted model, not a curated record
AACAUUGUACAUAAAAACAGACUCGAAUGUUUGGUUACGGCACGGCAGACGAUUGUCAUCCACGAGCGAGAGAGAGCGUCGUCGGGAUUAUCAGACCUGAAACCUCGUAAUCGCGGUUCAGGAUGUCGACGGACUUCUACAUACGCUACUACGUCGGUCACAAGGGCAAGUUCGGGCACGAAUUCCUGGAAUUCGAGUUCCGGCCGGACGGCAAGUUGCGUUACGCGAACAACUCCAACUACAAGAACGACACGAUGAUCCGAAAAGAGGCGUACGUGCACCAGUGCGUGAUGGAGGAGCUGAAACGCAUCAUCCAGGACUCGGAGAUCAUGCAGGAGGACGACUCGCUGUGGCCGCAGCCGGACCGGGUCGGCCGCCAGGAGCUGGAGAUCGUCAUCGGCGACGAGCACAUAUCGUUCACCACGUCCAAGACCGGCUCCCUCCUAGACGUCAACCAGUCCCGGGACCCGGAGGGUCUGCGCUGCUUCUACUACCUCGUCCAGGAUCUCAAAUGUCUGGUGUUCUCGUUGAUAGGACUGCACUUCAAGAUCAAGCCCAUAUAAGCCCUCCCUAAUCCAGAUCCUGUAUUAUUGUAAUCUUUUUUAUCCCAAUAAAAUAUAUGUUUAUUUCUAA